GCAGGGGAUUUCGUGAUCCAGUUCAAGGGCCUGUGCUACUUCACCAACGGGACGCAGCGCGUGCGGGGUGUGGACAGAUACGUCUACAACCGGGAGGAGUUCUUGCGCUACGACAGCGACGUGGGCAAGUUCAUCGCGGUGACCGAGCGGGGGCGGGGCAUAGCCGAGGACUUCAACAGCCAGAAGGAGAUCCUGGAGCAGAAGCGGGCCGAGACGGACACGGUGUGCAGACACAACUACGAGAAGACGGAGGUCCCCACCGCCCUGAGGCGGCGUGAGCAGCCCAAGGUGGCCAUCUACCUGUCCAGGACAGAGGUCCUCAACCACCACAACAGGCUGGUCUGCUCGGUGACAGAUUUCUACCCGGCCCACAUCAAAGUGCACUGGCUCCGGAAUGGCCAGGAGCAGACGGAGGGGGUUGAGUCUACACAGCUUAUUCAGAACGGGGACUGGACUUACCAGGUCCUGGUGAUGCUGGAGAUGACCCCUCAGCGGGGAGAUGUCUACACCUGCCACGUGGAGCACCCCAGCCUGCAGAGCCCCGUCACUGUGGAGUGGA
Molecule: messenger RNA, 559 nt
Organism: Alexandromys fortis (reed vole)
Lineage: Eukaryota; Metazoa; Chordata; Mammalia; Rodentia; Cricetidae
Product: rano class II histocompatibility antigen, A beta chain-like
Exons: 2
Biological process (GO): antigen processing and presentation; immune response
Cellular component (GO): MHC class II protein complex; membrane
Source: RefSeq, a predicted model, not a curated record